AUGAAAUCGACAAUUUUCAUCGCUUUUCUUCUUAUCGGUGUUGCACACUGCUUCUUUGGCCCUAUCAGCCAAGUCAUCAAUAAUGCCGGCAAUUCGGUAAACUCCGUCACUAAUCAAGUUGGGGAUUCUAUCAAUUCAGCAGCGAACCAAGUUGGCGACUCUAUCAAUACCGCUGCAAAUCUACUCAGCGAAUCAGUGGACAAAUUCGUCAAUGACAUUCGUGGUCAUGUUGAUAGUUUCAUUCGAGAAUUAUUAAACACAAUCAAUCAUCUCCAAGCAACUGCUAGUUCCUUGUGGAAUAAUGCUUUCAGUCCAAUAUUUGAUAUGUUAACUUCAGGUAAACAAACACCAUUGAAUGAGAAAUUCAAUGCUAUCGGUGCUAUUCUUGGGCGUCCAAUUGCCGUUCCGGAAAACCCGCUUUCAGAAAAAUACUCACAACUGAUGGCUCGUUUGAAAUCAAACAUUCAUCAUUUAUAUGAAGAAGUAUUUAUGUUAGCACAUGAUACAUUAGCGGCUGUAGAAAAAGGUGAAUUCGAUUUCGAAGAACGUAUCCGUGCUUUCUACGGUAAACUCGAUGCCAUUCAGAAGCAAAUCAACGAAUGGGUUGCGGAAACAAAAGCUGAACUAGAAGCACAUGCUCGCAGAAUCGAAGGUGAAUGGACUCAAAUUGUCAGUCAAUAUAAUCAAAACAUUGACUUGAGUGUGAAAACCAUUGGUGGCAUGUUUCAAGAAUUAACACACAAUUUGAUGAAAACUUUCAUCAACGUUGCUGUCAGCGUUGUUCCUAAUGCUAUGAGUAUCGUUCAGAGUAUGAAAGAUCAAGGUUUACUUUCAUUUUUCCGUCAAUAA
This is a messenger RNA of Adineta ricciae, 849 nucleotides long. The record is from the annotation of a GenBank genome assembly. NCBI's taxonomy places the organism in Eukaryota, Metazoa, Rotifera, Eurotatoria, Adinetida, Adinetidae.